ACCUUGCGCUGACAUUGCCGCACAGCAGUCAGCGGACGAAGAAGAUUCGCGGAUUACUCAGUGGAAUCGCAGCUCGGAGCUUGCUAGCACACACCAGGAACAUCCAGAAAAUCCAGAAAAAUCCCAAGAUGGCCUUCAACAAACUGAGCAUCGAGAACCUGGACUUGAGUGGCAAGCGGGUGUUGAUGCGAGUGGACUUCAAUGUGCCCAUCAAGGAGGGCAAGAUCACCAGCAACCAGCGAAUUGUGGCUGCCCUGGAUAGUGUGAAGUUGGCCCUGUCCAAGAAGGCCAAGUCCGUGGUGCUGAUGUCCCACUUGGGUCGUCCCGAUGGCAACAAGAAUAUCAAGUAUACGCUGGCUCCGGUGGCCGCUGAGCUGAAGACCCUGCUCGGCCAGGAUGUGACCUUCCUGAACGAUUGUGUGGGCAACGAAGUGGAGGCUGCCUGCAAGGAUCCCGCCCCGGGAUCUGUGAUUCUGCUGGAGAACGUCCGCUUCUACGUGGAGGAGGAGGGCAAGGGCUUGGACGCCGCCGGUGGCAAGGUGAAGGCCGAUCCCGCCAAGGUCAAGGAGUUCCGCGCCAGCCUGGCCAAACUGGGUGAUGUCUAUGUCAACGAUGCCUUUGGCACUGCCCAUCGGGCACACAGUUCCAUGAUGGGCGAUGGCUUCGAGCAGCGUGCUGCUGGUCUGCUGCUGAACAAGGAGUUGAAGUACUUCUCGCAGGCUUUGGACAAGCCACCAAAUCCCUUCCUGGCCAUUCUUGGUGGCGCUAAGGUCGCCGACAAGAUCCAGCUGAUCGAGAACCUGCUAGACAAGGUCAACGAAAUGAUCAUUGGCGGCGGCAUGGCCUUCACCUUCCUGAAGGUCCUCAACAACAUGAAGAUCGGCGGCUCGCUGUUCGAUGAGGAGGGCUCCAAGAUCGUCCAGAGUCUGGUGGAGAAGGCCAAGAAGAACAAUGUCCAGCUGCAUCUGCCAGUGGACUUUGUGUGCGGCGAUAAGUUUGCCGAGAAUGCCGCCGUAAGCGAGGCUACUGUGGAGUCUGGUAUUCCCGAUGGACACAUGGGUCUGGAUGUGGGUCCCAAGACCCGUGAGCUCUUUGCGGCGCCCAUCGCCCGCUCCAAGCUGAUUGUGUGGAACGGUCCUCCCGGCGUUUUUGAGUUCCCCAACUUCGCCAACGGCACCAAGUCCAUCAUGGAUGGCGUGGUGGCCGCCACCAAGAACGGCACCGUCUCCAUCAUUGGCGGCGGUGACACUGCCUCUUGCUGCGCCAAGUGGAACACCGAGGCCCUCGUCUCGCACGUCUCCACUGGCGGCGGCGCUUCGCUGGAGCUCCUGGAGGGCAAGACACUGCCGGGCGUGGCCGCUCUGUCCAAUGCCUAAAUCCAAAAAAAAAUAUACAGAUUAUUUAUGUUAAUCGCAUCGUUUAUCUUGUAAGCACAAAGUUGAAUCUAUUUGUUGCGGAACCAUAUAAUGCAUACGAAAUAAAGGAAUUCUCUAGUUUA
This is a messenger RNA of Drosophila elegans, 1498 nucleotides long. It is a transcript of the gene Pgk, whose product is annotated as phosphoglycerate kinase. NCBI's taxonomy places the organism in Eukaryota, Metazoa, Arthropoda, Insecta, Diptera, Drosophilidae. Gene Ontology annotation, cellular component: cytosol. The record is from RefSeq and is a predicted model, not a curated record. Gene Ontology annotation, molecular function: ADP binding; ATP binding; phosphoglycerate kinase activity. The coding region runs from base 129 to 1376 and encodes 415 amino acids. Gene Ontology annotation, biological process: gluconeogenesis; glycolytic process. The transcript is spliced from 3 exons.